This is a messenger RNA of Dentiscutata erythropus, 207 nucleotides long. The record is from the annotation of a GenBank genome assembly. NCBI's taxonomy places the organism in Eukaryota, Fungi, Glomeromycota, Glomeromycetes, Diversisporales, Gigasporaceae.
AUGCAGGACCAGCCAGUGGCCCACUGUCCCAAGAAUGAUUCAAAGAGUAGAGGGAAUGAGUUCCUUGAGACAGAAGCAAAUAUACUUUUGAACACAAGUUGGCGGACUAAUUGCAAUACUGUGACAAUUGUGAAUUAUAAGCAGACAAGCAGACCACUCACGAUUUUACACAAAUUUCCCGCAAAAGAAAAGAGGAGGCGGAGAAAG